Mirounga angustirostris (Northern elephant seal) is the source of this 7259-nucleotide messenger RNA. Its product is annotated as cytochrome P450 7B1. Gene Ontology annotation, biological process: cholesterol homeostasis; bile acid biosynthetic process. The transcript has 6 exons. The coding region runs from base 278 to 1786 and encodes 502 amino acids. The record is from RefSeq and is a predicted model, not a curated record. NCBI's taxonomy places the organism in Eukaryota, Metazoa, Chordata, Mammalia, Carnivora, Phocidae. Gene Ontology annotation, molecular function: iron ion binding; oxysterol 7-alpha-hydroxylase activity; heme binding.
GCAGAAGCCGCCUGGCCGGAGGCGGUCGCGGAGCGGGGCGGUGCGCGUGGGUGGGGGCUGGGCCGGGGGAGGGGAGUGCAAGAACUUUGAGACUCAGCCUCGGGGGCCCGCGGUGGCAUUCCUGGCAGCGCCGCGAGCAGGCCCGCCUCUGGCGCCCGGACCGGGAAAGAGUCGCCGAGACGCCGCGGGAAGCAGUAGUGUCGCCGCCCCGGGAGAGACCCCUGGCUGUCCGCUGCGGCCGCGCGGGAACCAGACGGCGGAAGACGUGUCCGCGGGCAUGGGCCUCUUCUCGCUGGAGCCGUUGCUGCCGCAGCUACUCAGCUUCCCGGGCCUGGCCCUCGCCGCGGCCCUGCUGCUCGCGGUCCUGUGCCUGCGCGCCGGGCGCACCAGGAGACCUGGUGAGCCUCCACUGAUAAAAGGCUGGCUUCCUUACCUUGGAGAGGCCCUGAAAUUACAAAAGGAUCCUUUAGGUUUCAUGAAAACUCUUCAAAAACAACAUGGUAACACUUUCACUGUUCUCCUUGGAGGAAAGUAUAUAACAUUUAUCCUGGACCCUUUUCAGUACCAGUUCGUAAUGAAAAGUCACAAAUUAAGCUUUCAAAUAUUCACUAAUAAACUAUUAAGGAAAGUAUUUUCCAUCGAAAAGUUGGCAACCAAUGAUGACCUGAACAAUGACCUUCAUGGCUGCUAUCAUCUUUUACAAGGGAAGUCCUUGGAUAUACUCACAGAAAACAUGAUGCAGAAUUUAAAACAAGUGUUUGAGCUCCAGUUAUUAAAAACCACAAAUUGGGACACGGCAUACCUGUUGACAUUCUGCAGCUCAGUAAUAUUUGAGGUCACGUUCACAACCAUAUAUGGAAAAUCUCUUGCUGACAAUAGGAAAACAUUUAUUACUGAGCUAAGAGAUGAUUUCUUAAAAUUUGAUGACAAAUUCCCAUAUUUAAUAUCAGACAUACCCAUAGAGCUUCUAGGAAAUGUCAAAUCUAUUAGAAAGAAACUUAUAAAACGCUUGACCUCAGAACACUUAGCUAAGACACAGGGAUGGUCAGAAGUUGUUCAAAUGAGGCAAGAUAUCCUGGAGAAAUACUAUACGCUUGAGGACUUUGAAAUAGGAGCACAUCAUUUAGGCUUUCUCUGGGCUUCUGUGACAAACACUAUUCCAGCUACGUUCUGGGCGAUGUAUUACCUCCUACAGCACCCGGAAGCUAUGGCAGUACUCCGUGAUGAAAUUGACCAUUUGCUGCAGUCAACAGGUCAAAAGAAAGGGUCUGGAUUUCCCAUCCAGCUCACCAGAGAACAAUUGGACAGCCUGGUCUACCUAGAAAGCACCGUUCUCGAGGUUUUACGACUAUGCUCGUUUUCAAGCAUCAUUCGUUUUGUUCAAGAGGAUUUGACUCUACAGUCAGAGACGCAGGACUACUGUUUGCGAAAGGGGGACUUGGUAGCCAUCUUUCCUCCAGUCAUACAUUAUGACCCGGAAAUCUUUGAAGCUCCAGAGGAGUUUAGGUUUGAUCGUUUUGUAGAAGAUGGUAAGAAGAAAACCGCCUUUUUCAAAAACGGGAAAAAGCUGAAGUAUUACCUAUUGCCAUUUGGAUUCGGAGCCAGCAAAUGUCCAGGCCGAUUUUUGGCAAUUGUUGAAGUAAAGCAAUUGUUGGUUGUACUUUUAACUUAUUUUGAUUUAGAAAUAAUUGAUGCUAAACCUAUGGAAGCAAACUACAGUCGCCUUUUGUUUGGUAUUCAGCAUCCAGCUUCUGAUGUUUUAUUUAGGUACAAAGUAAGAUCUUAAAAGAAGUGAUAAAGAAAGAAAAGAAAUUUAUCCGAACUAACCUAAAUGUCCUCGGCUCGUCUAUUUGUUUUGAAUUUCUGCAAAUAUAAUUGCUUUGUUUGUCUGUUUGUUUAAAAAGUGCCAAUUUAUAUUUGAUCUGCGAUCAGUCCAGUUCGUACUUGGUCACAAAACCCAUCAUAAACUAAAAGAGGAUGUCGACAUGAAAAUAGACAUCAUAAUCAGCAUAAUGAUAAACUCAAAAUAGCCUUUUUAUGUUUUUCUACAUAUUGUGAUUUUCGCUCAUCAUGGUAAAUGUACCACAAUAAAUUUGGCACUGUGGGAUUUUUUUUAAGUCACUCAGAUUCUUCUCUAAUAUGUAAAAUCACACUUUAUGUACUAGUGGAAAUUUGUGCUGGAAAUGGACACAGUCUAACAAAUUCAAAAUUAUCAGAGAAGAAGGAAAUUAAAUUUUCAUGCGAUAAACUGGAUGAAAAUGUUCCCUUCAAGUGUAAUAUCAAUAAUGUCUAUAUCGCCUGGGUACUUUUGCCUUAAAUGAGUUUUGCGGUAGAUUAAAUGCUCCAACUUCACUUCAAUAUUUAAUCAUGCAUAAAUGUUCUUUAUUACUUUGUAUACUAUGGCUCAAUGCAACAAAAUUUCUCAUUAUGUAAGACCACUCAUGUUAAGUUAGAUACUGAGAAGAUUUCAUGUAUAGGAACACACAAAGCCUAUUAUAUAUUCAGCAUUUGCCUGAGACGUUAGUAUUAGGUUUGUUGUUAAGAGCAAAUGUUAAAAUCAUGACAGGAUUGAUGGUAGCAUUUGGUUUUAGUGUAAACUCAGGGCUAUAUCAGCAUUGCAGUGAACUCUUUCCUAAAUGCUUCCAUUUAUAUAAACUGAGAAACCAGAUCGCAGUAUUUGUUCUUGACACAUCACCUUUUGGACCUGGAGUUUAUCUGUAUUCUUUUGAGUUACACCGUUAUGGAAUGCAGUAUAAUUUUAUAUGCCACAGCGCAGCAUUGUGUCCAUGAUUCAGAGCUUUCCAAUUUCAGCUUACCAGGUGAUUGGCAUCUGACCGCAAUGACGCUACUGUAUUUAAACAGGAAAAGCAGGUAAUAAAAUUCAGUUAAUUUGCAUUGCAUGGAUCGGAACUUCUAUGAUUUCAGCAUCAUGCUUUUGUUUUUAAAAAGGAAAUUGAUUAUUAAAGUAACAUUAUAAAAUACUUACGGUACUUAAUAAUAAGUAGAUGUUCUAGCAUUUAUAGCCUCCUUCUUGAAGUACAUGCUCUAAACAUUUCUUAGUGAGGCUCUGCUAGCUAAGCUCUGUUUUUUGUUGAUCAGAAGCAUCUUUAUUUUUGCCCUUGUUCUUGAAAGGUGAUUUUUCUGUGCGCACAAAUCUAUUUCCUCCCAGCACUCUGAAGAUAGUGCAUGUUCUUACGGCUUCCAUUGUUGCUAUCAAAAGGUUAGCCAUUAGUUUAAUUAUUCAGAGGGCAGUCUGCCUCUUCUCUCUGAUAGCGUUAAUGUGUUCUUUUUGUCUUUGAUGUUCUUAGUCUCUAUCACGCUUGCAUGUCACAGUGCCUCUUGAGUCUGAGAAUGUGUGUCUUUCAUCGGGUAGGAAAUAUUCUUAGCCAUAACCUCUGAGUAGUACCUCUCCCAGACUCUAUUAGAUCCUCUCACUCUAUACUCCAUCAUGUUCUUUGACCUUUCCUCCCCAUAUUUUCUACCUCUAUUUUACAUUCUAGGUAAUUUGUUUAGAUCUCACCGUGAAUUUAGUCUCUAUACUGUGUACCUAAUUUGCUCUUUAUCUCAUCCAUGGAGUUUGGUUUUAGUUUAUGGUACACAAUUAUGAUUUGUCCAAGUAAGUCCCCUCUGGCUUUGUCUACUUAUUCUAUCUUAUCUCUAAUCUUCACCAUUAUACUUCUCCCCAUCAUAGGCAGACAUUCUAAUGUGUUUGAUAUUUAUCUUUUCAUAAGUUUAUAUUUUUAUAAAACAUAUUACCUGUGUGCAUGUUAAUUUACAUACACAAAUUUUCUAUAUAUGACAUCCUUCUUAAUUUUCUUAUUAAGCUCUAUAUUUUUAAAGAUAUAUUCAUAUUACUAUACAUAUAUGUAUAUAUACAUAUAUAUUUAAUCUUUUGCUUCUAACUGCUAUGAUCUCUUCACCCCAUGAUGGAAACUAUAUCCAUCAGCUACUUAAUUUGGGGGAGAGGCCAAAGCAGGAACUAAAAACUCCUCCCCUACCUAUCCUCCCACUGCUGUGUCCACCAUCCUCUGUCCCGGGCUGCUGCAAACUCUGUCCCCAACCCCUGUAGUGUGCAUACACAUGCACACACAAACACACAUACAGAGUCUGUGACUACCUUCAUUCUCCCUGAGAUGUUCUAGAUCUGUUAUGUUCUAUCCUUAGGGCCUUACGACCCUCUCCCUUCUGUGGGUUGAUUGAUUUUGAGCCAGGGUACCAGCUGCCAACUUGUCAGCUUUCAGUUUUUCUGAUCCCACUGAAUUUGCUAAGUUCAAUGAUUUUAUAUUCAGUUUGAGAACUCUCUUUUGUUCAUCCUAUCUGCCUGGUCAUUUUUUUUUUAAACUUUAUGUAUUUAUUUGAGAGAGAGAGAGAGAGAGAGCACAAGCAGCAGGGAGAGGGAGAAGCAGGCUCCCAGCUGAGCAGGGAGCCCGAUGUGGAGACUUGAUCCUAGGACCCUGGGAUCAUGAUCUGAGCUGAAGGCAGACGCUUAACCGACCAAGCCACCCAGGCGCCCACUGCCUGGUCAUUUCUGAUGUCUUGUUCCUUCAUCAUAUGCUCAGUAUCCUCUUCCAUUUCUUCAAGUACAUUAGGAAACCUAUUUUAUAUUAUGUAUCUGAUGUUUCUAAAUCAUUAAUGUUUCGUGGGUCUGAUUCUAUAGUUUGUUUCUGUAACUCUUACUCACUAUGGCUUGUUUAUUGAGCCCAUAUUCCUUGGAAUUUUAUCUCUGGAAAUUUUUUUAAGCCUGAGUUUAAAACUCAUUCCUUCAGGGAGAAGUUGAGUUACUUUUGUCUGACUGCUGAUGUUAUUAUCAAAUUCACAUCACUUUAAGUUUGCAGCUUGAGAGGGGAUGAGGGGUGGGAGAUACAUAGGUAAUGUGGGUUCUAGCCUUAAAUCAGCUACAAAGCAGCCCUAUGAUUAGGAAUAGAUGGGAGACACUUUCUAUUUUGUUUUGUUUUGUUUUGUUUUGUUUUGUUUUGUUUUGUUUUGUUUUCCUUCACCAUCGCUGAGAGAGGCAAGUCUACAGACAGUUUUGCUCUCUGGAGCAAGGUUUCUUUCUAGUUCACCUACUAAAGAUGUUCAGUUUGUGAGUUCUUGGCUUUGUGUGGGAGUCUUUGAUUUCACACACACACACACACACACCUUGGGCCCUAGGCUUUAUCUUCUGCCUUCCACAAAGCAUAGCCCAUUCUUUUUAUCGUAGGAGGACAUCUAGCCCACCAUAUGACCUGAAGUAGAAACUUCCGUGUGCUUACCUUUGUCUCAGUAGUACACUUUUGCGAUGUUACAGUAGAGAGAACACAGGAAAUUAUUCAAUUCUAAUGUCUGCUUAACUUAUAACUAGAAGUGUGUAUAGGAAUUUAGAAUAGAAAGUAAGAAUAAACAAAAUGGUUGGGAAAAUAUUAUAUAAAAGGAGUGGAUAGUAGAACCAAAACAAGAGAGUCCUGUAAAAGGCUUACAUCUAGUCAUUAAAGUGUGUUUAUGAAUAGAAAAAAAUGUCAUGGAGAAAUAAGUUAAAAGACAUGGAUUCCAGCUAUGAUAUGACUAGUUUGUUAUCAUCGACAAGUCAUUUUGCCUCUCAUUGCUUCAGUUCCUUAUUUGCAAAAUAAAAAUAAUAAGGCCUUUUGACAUGAGGGUUCAUGAUGAGGCUUAAACAUAGUAAGAUGUGUGAAUUUAUUUUGAAAACUGUAAUGCAAUAUGCAAACAUAAAGUUGUAAAGGAGAUACUUCAACAAGUUGUGCCUUUUAAAAACUGUUCUUAAUGUAUUUGCUAAAGGGAAUAAUUUUUUGUCAUUACAUAGUUCAUUAUUCAUUAGUUCAAUCAAACAUUUAUUGAGCAUUCCCCCUGUUCUAGAUAUGUUGUUAUGUACUGGAUUACCCUUCUUCAAGAACACACAAUUUAUUAGGGAAAACAACACAUACACAACUAAUUUAUUUUAAGUGUCCUUGUAAGUAAUAAAUUCAUUUCUUUAAAACAGUUUUAAAAUUCUGAUUUACCUCUAGAUCUAGCCUCCCGUCACUCAAUCCAAAGUAGUGUUCUGUAAUGAGAAAUUACUAUGUGCAUAAUUACACACAAUAAAACAUAUUCAUCGGGUAUUGUGAUUAUAGGACAAAAAUAGCCAAACCAAAAAUAGCCAAACCAAACCUUAUUGAGGCUCUAAAAUGUCUUAAAAACUAUACUUUACAUAUCAUAAAAACCCAUCUUUUCAUUUUUACAGCCUCCCCAAAGUUUCAAAUUAAAGGAAAUGAAUAAUAAUAUUGUUUUAUAUCAAUGACUAACAGUAAUGAAGCAUCUAGUAGCAAAAACUAAAUGCUCUGAAGAUAUUAAGAAAAAAGCUAUUUACCACUAAAUAAGGCAUGCUGCUAAGCAACCUACAUGGGAACAUUUAUCCGCCUUCUUUUGGUUUUCCUGGCACACUUAAUUAUAUCUUCUUCAUUUUAUCAUUAAGUGUGGGGUCACAAGUCUAAGGUAAAGGGGUUACAACUCAAAAUCUACAUGAUGACUUCUGUUUAUUUUCUCAUAAAAAAAUAAUUUGGAUAACAUUUCCUGUAAAUGUCUUCUCAUUGAACAGUGGAAUCUUAAAACCAAUUUCAAAGAUCUAAGCACAAAAAUUAUUUAGGUUUUGAUCUUAGCAUAAAAUAAUGUCAAUAAUUAUAAAAGAAUUAUAUGCCCUUAGAAUGUGCACUGUUUUUAACCUAUUAAAUUCACAAUAUUGCAAACUAUUAUUUACUUGAACUGCAUUAUUAGGUAUUCAUAUUCACAUACUCAAUUAAGAAAAAUUUAGCAAGCCAAGAUUACAUUCCCUGUAGCAUUAUUUUAAAUUAUAAUGAGCAAUCACAUAAAACUCUCUACUAUUUCUCUAAAGCAAUUAUUACUUAGUCUUCUUCAUAGUGUUAAUCUAAAUCAGUGAUCAAUGAUGUUUGGACUUUCUAGCUUAAAUCUUUAUUUUAUUUAUAAUACUUUUCUUGAGUAAGAUAAAUUUAAUUUGUGAAAAACUCUAUUGCACCAUUUUAAAUAGGAGAUAAUUUGGCAAUACUUACGUUUAAAAUAUUUUGUAGUCAGAGGAGUGCCAUAUAUUAUAAAAAAAAUGUCAUUCUGAAUUGUUUGUUUAAUAUUACCUUUUGAUUUUAAAAUGGUAUAUAUGUGGAUUUAUGAGGAAGCAAAUCUUAAAAAGACAUUAGGUAAGAAAGGCAAAUGCUUUGUAAAUCUAUUUAAUUAUCUUUUAUUUACAACAAUAAUUCAAUAAAUCAACUUUUAAAGCA